AUAUAAAGGAAACAAAAUAUGACAUUAAAGAAGUGUACUUAUCAAAAAGGUGGAACCUUGGGAAUUUGUAUAAAAGCUUCGACCUGACUAAUAAAAGUGAAGCAUGGAAUUUCAGAUGGAUCGACGAAGAUCAUGCCAGCUUACAACCACCAUCUUCUUCUUCCUCAUAUCGUCUACUCAUUCGUUCUAUCUUCCCGGGGUUGCUCCUCGUGAUUUUCAAUCGGGUGAUCCACUUAAUGUCAAAGUAAACAAGCUGUCAUCUACAAAGACACAACUACCAUAUGACUAUUACUACUUGAAGUAUUGCAAACCUACUGAAAUUUUGAAUAGUGCGGAGAAUUUGGGGGAGGUUCUUCGAGGGGACCGCAUAGAGAAUUCAGUUUAUACUUUCCAAAUGAGACAAGAACAGCCAUGCCAAGUGGUUUGUCGACAAGAACUUGAUGCUGAAUCUGCAAAGAACUUCAAGGAAAAGAUUGAUGAUGAAUACAGAAUCAAUAUGAUUUUGGAUAACCUUCCUGUUGCUGUUCUUAGACAAAGGCGAGAUGGAAGUCAAUCAACUACUUAUGAGCAUGGUUUCCGUGUUGGGUUCAAGGGAAAUUAUGCUGGGAGUAAAGAGGAGAAGUAUUUUAUCAACAACCAUUUAAGCUUUCGAGUCAUGUACCACAAGGACCCUGAAACUGAUACUGCUCGUAUUGUUGGGUUUGAAGUCACUCCAAAUAGCAUUAAUCAUGAGUACAAGGAUUGGGAUGAGAAGAAUCCUCAAGUGACGACGUGCAACCAAAAUACAAAAAAUUUAAUUCUAGGUGGUGUUGUGCCCCAAGAAGUAGAUACAAAUAAGGAGGUUGUAUUCACCUAUGAUGUUUCCUUCAAGGAGAGUAAUAUAAGGUGGGCUUCUCGUUGGGAUACAUACCUUCUCAUGAAUGAUGAUCAGGUUCACUGGUUUUCCAUCAUAAACUCCCUUAUGAUUGUCCUCUUCCUUUCUGGUAUGGUUGCGAUGAUCAUGAUGAGAACUUUGUACAGAGAUAUUGCUAACUAUAACCAACUGGAAACACAAGAUGAAGCUCAGGAAGAAACAGGAUGGAAACUUGUUCAUGGAGAUAUUUUCCGCCCACCUAUUAAUUCUGGAUUACUAUGUGUUUAUGUUGGGACUGGUGUCCAGAUAUUUGCAAUGACACUAGUGACAAUGAUCUUUGCUCUGUUGGGUUUCUUGUCGCCUUCUAACCGUGGUGGACUUACGACUGCCAUGGUUCUGCUCUGGGUCUUCAUGGGUUUGUUUGCUGGCUAUUCUUCUGCACGUCUUUACAAAACAUUCAGGGGAACAGAGUGGAAGAGGAUUACCUUGAGAACUGCUUUUAUGUUCCCCGGUAUACUUUUUGCUGUCUUCUUCAUGCUGAACGCUCUCAUCUGGGGAGAGAAAUCUUCCGGGGCAGUGCCUUUUGGGACUAUGUUUGCUCUUGUGUGCUUAUGGUUUGGAAUCUCAGUACCUUUGGUGUUUGUUGGCAGUUACCUCGGCAAUAAGAAAGCAGCCCGUGAAGAGCCAGUUAAGACAAACAAAAUACCUAGACAAAUACCGGAGCAGGCAUGGUACAUGAAACCAGCCUUUUCAAUUCUUAUCGGUGGCAUUCUUCCAUAUGGGGCUGUUUUCAUUGAGCUGUUCUUUAUUUUGACUUCCAUAUGGCUGAAUCAGUUCUACUACAUCUUUGGCUUCCUGUUUAUAGUUUUUCUGAUCUUGAUAAUCACAUGUGCGGAGAUAACUAUCGUCCUCUGCUACUUCCAGUUGUGCAGUGAAGACUAUUAUUGGUGGUGGAGAGCUUAUCUGACUGCUGGAUCCUCGGCUUUAUACUUCUUUCUCUACUCUAUUUUCUAUUUCUUCACCAAGUUGGAAAUCACAAAGCUGGUUUCAGGCAUCUUGUAUUUCGGUUACAUGUUGAUUGCAUCGUAUGCCUUCUUUGUGUUAACCGGAACUAUUGGUUUCUAUGCUUGCUUCUGGUUUGUCCGGAAGAUUUACUCCUCAGUGAAGAUUGACUGAUCAAGAGAUAGCUCAUAAGUUGUUGCAAGGAUAGUGAAAAUGGUCUGGGGUUCUGAUGAUUUUGAGAUUUAGGAAAAAAGGUCAUGUGGAUUGCAUCAUAUGACUUUGUGCCAACCGGAACAAUUGGCUUCUAUGCUUGCUUAUGCUUUGUUCAGAAAAUAUAUUCCUCGGUGAAGAUUGACCGACUGUCUGACCAAGAGAUAGCCAUAAGUCCAUACCUGUAUAGAGGUCUGAAUUCUGAUGAUUUUGAUAUAUAGAAAGAAAGUAGCAGGUUUUCGUGUUGCAUAGGAGUGAGGCUGAAGUCUGCCUGCCAACGACUGUUUUGUGUACGUUCACAGGCUUGACUUGUUUCUUGUCAUUUAAGUUUAUUUCAUUUGUUUUGUUGGUUACAUUGUUGCAACAUUAAUUGUAAUUUUUUUAACAAUACAUAUGGUAGAAAUGUUACCAGAAAUUUUGUUCUGUCUUGAAAACUUA
Molecule: messenger RNA, 2503 nt
Organism: Nicotiana tabacum (common tobacco)
Lineage: Eukaryota; Viridiplantae; Streptophyta; Magnoliopsida; Solanales; Solanaceae
Product: transmembrane 9 superfamily member 7-like
Biological process (GO): protein localization to membrane
Cellular component (GO): membrane
Source: RefSeq, a predicted model, not a curated record